ACAGGAGCAGUGGAAAAAAGAGAUGUGAGAAUACAUAUAUGUAUAUAAAUAGAAGGAGAGAGAGAAAGAGAGGUGAAGUAAAGAAGAGAGGAGAAAAACAAAAACUGAGAGACUCUUAAAGAGAAAAGACCAAAGUGUGAGGCCGUGGAGCAGAAGAGCAGGAUGGGAGGAAGUGCGCAUCUGUCAGUGUAGGAUUUUCUCAUCAGUGUGGAAAGCCAAGCCGCGACAGGCCCAAGGAUCGAGAGCAAGUCUGUAGUGAACAUCUGUCAUGCAAAAGCAGGCAGGGACGGCCCCAUCUUCUCGGGGUCCUAGUGCCCCCGGAUCUCCAGCCACUUCCAUUGUGGCCAGAAUGGAUAAUCAGGUGAUUGGCUAUAAGGACUUGGCAGCGAUUCCGAAAGACAAAGCGAUCCUGGAGGUGGAGAGGCCCGACCUGAUGGUAUAUGAACCUCAUUUCAACAUGUCAGCUUUGGAUCGUAUCAGUCUGUCCAGGAGCAGAGAGAGAUCAAUGUCACCUUAUUCCAUCUCUCCCCCGCCUUCCCCAGAGAUAUUUUGCUCUAAAGAAAAGGAGUGGGUGGAACAUGACUCACCUAGUGCAUCCUCCAUGGGCUCGACCGUGCAGCUCCGCAAAACAAGCACCUCAUCCAGAGGCCCCAUACAGCACUUCCACAGACCAGACAACGGAACCAACAUCUACAACAAGCCUCCUAUUUACAAGCAUGAAGGAUCAGCGGCAUCCCAUAAUAAGCAUAAAGAUGAGGUCAUCAUCUUGUCUUCUAAGUUCCCAGCAGCCCAGCCUCCUGAUCCCAACCAGCCGUCUAAAAUAGAGACAGAGUACUGGCCCUGUCCUCCAUCGCUGGCUAGCAUGGAGAUUGAAUGGAGGAAGAAGGCAGCAGAACAGGGCAAAGUCGAAGAGGACGAUGAAUUUGAGGACCUGACUGAGGACGCAAAGAAGCUGCAAGAGCAGGAACUGAGCAAAAUCCAGUCCAACCUGGGUAAGCUGAUCCUGAAGGAGGAAAUAGAGAAAUCAGUUCACAUCCGGAGGAAAACGCGCUCACUGCCUGACAGGACGCACAUGCACUUGGGUUCAUCCAGUGGUGCAUCGAAAUCUGCCACUCUACCUCCCUGCAGUCGCUCCAGCCUUUCUCGGCUGCAGUCUGCUGAAUUUGCCUCAACAGACAAUGAAAAAGCCAGAACAGGCUGGCCAAACGGAGACACUCAGAGAGGGAGAAUGGAUCGAGGAAACUCACUGCCUAGCAUGCUGGAGCAGAAGGUUUAUCCUUAUGAAAUGCUCAUUGUAAACCACAGAGGGCGCUGUAAGCUUCCACCUGGAGUAGACAGAACCAGACUCGAGAGGCAUCUCUCUCCUGAAGAGUUCCAGAGUUUAUUCGGGAUGCCGAUGGCAGAAUUUGAUCGUAUGUCGCUGUGGAAAAGAAAUGAACUGAAGAAAAAAGUCUCGCUUUUCUAACACAAAGGAUCUGCCUAUGGACAAAAGCGUUCUCUGAUACUAACACAACUCAGACGUUGCAGGAUAAGUAAACCACACGUAACCCACUCUUAACUCCAACACAUAUAUGGUACCAUACGGCUUCACUAUGCCAAUUAUAGACUCGUGGGUAGUAUAUUAAAUUACAAAAUAACAGAUCCGUAUGUUGUCAAAGAUCACAAAUCCCUCCUCCUGAAGAGCUGCUUUCCUGUAAAGCUUCCUGUUCCAUGUUUAAGCCCAAAUUUGUCUCAGUCUUAAAGAAUGGAUUCUUGAAAAACACGCAGCUGUGUCUCUCAUGAGCUGUUGCGUGUUAGAUAUGACAUGCGAGCGAUCAGCUUCGAUGCUACUUUCAGCAUCCGUAUCUCUUUCGCCUGAAAACUUGCCUCAUAUACGUGUGUAUUAGGACAAAAUGAACACACUCUCAGCAGUAAGAACCACUGAAAUGAUUACUUCAGAGAUUUACACAGUCACUUCCCCUCUGUACAGAGCCAUACUGGUUCAGUGAUUCCCAACUGAGAGAUCAUCAGGUGUACCGUGAGAAAUUAUCCAGUUUCACUGAAUUGGGCCGAAAAUUUUUAUUUCUUUACUGCAAAUAAUUUGUCUUCGUUCGUCUAUGCCAGCGACAUAUAGUGACAGGCAGAACAAUUAAAUACUCUUCCACUAGAUGGCAGCAGGUAGCUAAUUAUCUACUUGUUGCCAUUCAAACAAUAGAAUUAGUAAUGCUUCGGGUUAGAGCCCUGCACUCCCGUGGGAGUCCCGCGGGACCCGAUGCAAAGCAGUGCGGUACGGGACAAAUUUUGA
Messenger RNA from Neoarius graeffei (lesser salmon catfish), 2284 nucleotides. RefSeq names its product dematin actin binding protein (gene dmtn). The transcript has 16 exons. The coding region runs from base 269 to 1465 and encodes 398 amino acids. Gene Ontology annotation, biological process: lamellipodium assembly; actin filament bundle assembly; cytoskeleton organization. Gene Ontology annotation, molecular function: actin filament binding. Gene Ontology annotation, cellular component: plasma membrane; actin cytoskeleton. NCBI's taxonomy places the organism in Eukaryota, Metazoa, Chordata, Actinopteri, Siluriformes, Ariidae. The record is from RefSeq and is a predicted model, not a curated record.